AUGAAGAGAUCAAAUACUUCUUCGAAGUCGUCAAAAGGCCAGUCCAAUGCUAGAUAUUCAAACUUUAACGUGCCAGCAUCUUCAGGUGGUGCUUCAAGCUCUGGUAGUUUACUGUCGAAUAUUCUAAAGCUGGGUAGUUCCUCGCAGUCUUUACAGGGCAGAAUAGCUACGUCUGAUAUAUCAGCUCCUAAAAAUGUGACAUUGCCUUCGACUCUUGAUCUAUCUAAUGCAAAACCGUUGAGUAAAGCUAAUACGUUCCAUUCACAUACCUCAUCCAAUACUACAGACGAACUGAUACAUGGAUCAUCGCGCUCAGUUUCGGGGGUUUCGUCAAAUUCACCAUCCAAAUAUUUAUUUUCAAGGAGGUCUUCACAGUGGUCCAACGAUAAAAUACAGACACAUAUGCCACAGCAAUCUCUUACACGACAACCAACCAAUCAGUCCAACACGUCUGGUUCAUCGAUUACAAUGUCGAUGCUGCAUAAAGUUGCCGAUGCUGACGGUAAUCUAGUAUUAGAAAGGCCGUCUAAUCCUCAGGAGAUUGAGGACAUGUAUCAAGAGCUACUAAUCAAAAGACAUAUUCCACAAUCUAUUUCUAGCCAGGGGCAUCGGGAAUUAAUGGCAUACGAUCUGGACAAGAAGUGGUUGAUGAUCAAACAAGACUUGCAGUCCGAAUACAAAAAGAUGAAGAACAACUAUCCAACAGCCGCGUCGUGGGAGAACUCUACGCCGGGAACAUUGGUUAAGUCAUCACCGAGAGGUAGUCUGCAGUCUUCAAAUGCAUCCAUGAAUGUGUCACAAAAUAGCGGUAAAGCUUUAUCUGUAUAUGAUCCGUCAAAUCUAUCACCGGACUACUACGUUAGAAAGAUUAUAUCUGAUCGCAUUACAUCUCAAGAACUAAAUGAUCUAUGGAUUUCUUUAAGAACUGAAAGUAUUGACUGGGUUAUAGGUUUCAUUGAGGCACAAGGUCAAGUUGCGAUUUCAAAUAGAAUAAUGCAAUUUGUGCAACGAGAUUUGACGGACGUGGCAACAGACAGCAGUGCAUUUGAGAGGGAAACAGCAUAUUACAAAUGUCUUAAGGUACUUAUACAUCUACGAGAAGGGUUUCAAGAAGCUGUCAGGUCGCGACUUGUCAUUAACGCCGUUGCAGAAGGCUUGUUAUCAACGCGACUCUCGACUAGAAGGAUUGCCACGGAAACUCUUUUAUACAUGCUUUCAGACGAUGAACUAAAAACAGCACAUUCUGAACUGGAUGCCACUAUGCCUGUUCUUGCGGCCUUGGACCAAGACUCAAAGUAUAGUUCAAAUCUUCAUAUCCGGCUACGUAUUCAGGAGUUGGAGAAGCGGGGUUCUAUGCCGAAUGGUAGGGCAGACCAUCAUGCUUUUGGCAAGAAGGUAGAACAAUGGAUGUACGUCUUGGAAUAUACCUUAGAUGGUAGAGGUAAAAUGGGCUCUCUUGUUGGUGCAUCUGAUGAGUAUAAGCAUGGUGAAAACUCGGUUUUGGAAUACUUAUUAUACUCGAUGAUCCUUGUUAACCUAUUGUGUUCCUCUAAUCCUGAUGUUAGCGAGAGAAAUCUGUUAAGAUCUCGGUUGAAGAGUUGUGGUCUAUCUAGGAUUAUAAAAAAAAUGGAGCUCUUAAAGUAUCCCGCAUUGGAAAAUGAAGUUCGCAAGUUUGAGGAUGCUACCUUGGAUGACUAUGACUUAUUAAUGUCGAAGACAACUAUGGAUGCAGAGGUUGAUAUUAAUGAUCCAAAAUCGUUAUGGGAAAACUUUUGGGGGAAACAUAAAGGUACAGAAGCCGAAGUACAUCUUCUAUCCUUAAUGCAGCAUCUAUUUUUAUGGAGUAGUCGAGCGUUUUCUGAAGAUAGCGAUCCCGCAGAAGGUAACAAACAGUUGAAGUUGUUGGAUGUUUUGGUUUCUAACAUUGCCUUUUCAUCUAUUGACACUGAAUCGGGAUUUAAUGGUGCGAUACAACGACUAUACGACGCUAUGCAAACAGAUGAAGUUGCACGUCGCGCGAUUCUGGAAACAAGAGAACUGACUAAGAGAUUUGAAGAGGUAAAAGCAGAGCGUGAUCGGUUGGAAUUGAAGCUAGCAGAGGCAGAAAAUGGUCUUGUUGGUCAGCUUCAAGGUGACGUGAGCCAGCUCGAAACUCUUUUAGAAAAGCGUACGCGUGUCAUGGAUCGGAUGAAGGCUGAAUUGGAUGAAUUGAAGAAAAAGAAUCUACUGGAAAAGCAUGCGCACGAAGUUGAGUUGCGUAAAAUGCUAACACUAUUAAAUUCGAAGCCUUCGUAUGUUAGUAACGAUUCAGAUAAUAUUGAUGAGGAUAUCAAUUUACCACCAUCCUCAUCAAAGGCAGAGAAAAAAAUGGCCAUUCAAAAGGCGUUGCAAGCAAGACUAAAACAAACAGAAAGUGAUCUGACAAGAGAUUCCAAACGAUUAGGGACAGUUCCUGUGCCUAAUAGCCGAUUAAAACUUCUGCGAUCAAAAAUGGAUGAUAUAGAAAAGGAAGCUCGGCUACUUGAAAUGACAAACUUUGCAGAUGUUAACAAUCCUCAAGAACCAUCAUCUCCUCAGAAAACUCACUUAAAACGUGAAUUGGCAGAUUUAAGACGAAGACUGGUUCAAAUCCAACAAGAAAGUAAUGAUAUAUCCAGAUUUAAUAUACAGGAAACGGUUAAUGAGCUGUUUACAGAGAAAAGUUUAAAGGCAUUGGAACGCCUGCGUGAACUUGAGAAUAACUUUAAAUUUGAUUUCAAUUUCAACUUAGAUGGGCCUUCUGCGGAAUCUGGGAAUCAAACAGGCCCAGAUAAGAAUACCUCAAGCGAAGAACCCAAACAACUGAACGCAGCAGAAUUAGAUGCUAAGAUUGGACAAAUGACAGAACUGUUGCAAGGACUGUAUAAACUAAAAAGUGAGAUAUACACCGGUUGUACCGAUAUUUCUACAACUACUUCCACAGAUGAAUAUGCAACGGACAUUAACUCAGGUAUUUCGAGUACGGUGGAGAAUUCACCAAGCUCUUCCUCAAAUAGAUCACCAGGCUAUAGGGUAUUGAAGAAAGCUUCUGUCAAUUCCAAAACCUCGGAUGUUAACGAGGAUGAUGAGGACGAAGCUUACUAUGACACUUCUGUGACUACCGUGAAUAAAAGUGAACACACUACAGACACUGCACAAGGUAAUAGCUUUUUGGAUAGCCUAUCCCAAAAGUAUGGAACUGGAACUAAUAAAAACACGGGAAAUACUGUAGGUGGCGAUGGGAAAUCUGGCUUACGUGAAGGUGGUCCAAAUUAUAGAAAUGAUCUCAAUAAGAGGAUGUCAUUUAUUAAUAGAAUGAAAAGAACUGCCACGGUUGCUUCGACAACUUAUUUAGAUGAGCUAACGCAGAAGGUGGCACCUGGAAACGAAUCAGUGAGCCCUGAAAGAGAGGAUAGUCCUACCACAGAGGAAAAACGUUUAGAAACUGUUGGUGAAGGUAUAAAUUCAAAAACUAUUUCUGCUCAUGCUGAUAAUGGCGAAGCAAAUGAGAAAACUGAGAGUGCAGAGGAGCUUGUGGAAGAGUCUGAGGUUGCGGUGUCCAUCAGUGAUUCCGGAUUGAAGUCUUCCAUUAUUGAAACUGUUCCACAAGCAUCUUCUAUACCACCCCCUCCGCCUCCUCCUCCUAUGUUCUUGAAUAUAUCAAAGCCUAUGGAAGCUGAAAGUGAAAAGAAUUUGGAAGAAAAGUCUUCACAAUCCACCUCCCAGGGUCCUCCUCCUCCACCACCACCACCACCUCCUCCUCCUCCUCCUCCUUUACCUCAAAUUCUACGUAAAGCAUCCGAUUUGAGUACUGGAGAUCAACAAGAAACCCCACAAGUCAUAUCACAAACAGUAUCAUCAGGUGGAGGUCCUCCUCCUCCGCCACCUCCACCACCUCCCCCUCCACCAGGUGGUGGUAAUUAUAAGGGAACCCCAUCUCCUAUGCUGCCACAGUCGCCCUCGCUGUUUGAAAGAUAUCCAAGACCAAAGAAGAAGCUAAAGCAGCUACAUUGGGAGAAAAUUGAUGAUCCAGAUAAUUCCAUCUGGAAAAACGCAAGGGCCGAAAAAGUCGCAGACGAUCUAUAUGAAAAAGGUGUGUUGGCUGAACUUGAGAAGGCAUUUGCUGCAAGGGAGAUUAAAUCACUUAUGAAUAGAAAGAAGGACGAAAACACCAAAGUUACAUUCCUCUCUAGGGACGUGUCGCAGCAAUUCGGGAUUAAUUUACAUCUGUAUUCAUCAUUACCUCCAUCUGAUGUUAUUACGAAGAUAUUGAAGUGUGAUCGGGAAUUUUUAAACACUCAAAGUGCAGUUGAAUUCUUAUCCAAACCGGAAAUUGUACAGGUCUCGGUCAAUAUGGCCAGGAAUUUUGCACCUUAUACUACCGAUUGGGAAGGUGUAACUUCUGUAGAGAAAGCUAAAUCUCCAGAAAAGGAUCCUAACGAAUUGCAGCGUGCCGAUCAAAUAUAUUUGGGUCUAAUAGUUAAUUUACAAGGGUAUUGGGGCUCACGGAUGCGGGCCUUAAAGUUGGUAACAACAUAUGAAAAGGAUUUCAAUGAUCUUAUAUCAAAGUUACGGAGUUUGGAUGCUGCAGUUAACGCAAUUCAAAAAUCUGAAAACUUGCGUAAUGUUUUCGAUGUUAUUUUAGCGGUGGGUAAUUACAUGAACGAUACCUCUAAACAGGCUCAAGGUUUUAAACUAAGUACUCUCCAAAGAUUAACGUUCAUCAAAGACGAUAAAAAUAGCAUGACAUUUUUGAACUACGUGGAGAAAAUUAUUAGAACUAAUUACCCAAGCUAUAAUCUGUUUUUACAAGAAUUAGAGCCUGUUAUGCAUGUUGUUAAGGUCUCUAUAGAACAGCUCGCAAGUGAUUGUAGAGAGUUCAUAUCGGUUGUUAACAAUGUGGAAAGAUCACUCGAAAUUGGGAAUUUGAGCGACUCUUCCAAAUUCCACCCUGAAGACAGAAUAGUUGCGAAAGUGCUUCCAGCUCUUCCUGAUGCCAAGAAAAAGGCAUUAAUUUUAGGAGACGAAGUUCAAUUGUCUUUAAUGGAAUUUGAAACGCUGAUGAAGCGAUUUGGAGAGGACUCAGAGGACAAGUUCACUAAGAACUCGUUCUUUAAAAAGUUCGCCGAUUUUAUAACAGAAUACAAGAGGGCACAAGAGUUUAAUAAAAAAUUGGAAGAAGAGGAACUUGCAUACGAGAGACGAAAGAUAAUGAUAGAAGAACAGCAAAAGAAAGCUAGAAAUAACACAAACGGGGAUCGACAAAACAGCGCCGGUAGCACCCCCUCAAAUGUAAUGGGUGACGAUAGAGACGUAAUGGACAAGCUUCUGGAAAAGCUAAAGAAUGCACGACCUUCCAAGGUGGACCCUUCGUCCGCCAGAAAACGCGCUCUAGCGAGAAAGAAGUUGCUGGACGGAAAAAAGAGUGAUUCCGUCCUAGACGGAAUCCCAGCUGACGACUGUAACAGUAGCUUCUCGGAGGUAGGAGAUGGCACUAGCUGUCCCUCCGGUCAAACUUCAGAGCAAAUUUUCUCGGCUAACGUAUCAGUCUCCUCCGAAGGCCAGUCUGAAAAGGAACCAGCUGCUGAUACGUCCGAUAGAGCCCGUUUACUACUAUCAGAAUUAAGAAGCUCCGACAUCUCCGAUGAUAGAAAGCUAAUGCUCAAUGAGCACAAGGAGAAAAUGAGACGUCUACGUACGAGAAAACUGCAAGGAGUUGUAGACUUAAAUUCUACAUCGACCUCAGAGAUACCUGACGACAACUCAGUGGACAAUUCUGAUAAUAUGAAGAGUGAACCAGCCGCCGACGACGCUCCAGUAGACAUAUCAAAUGAGGACAAUAACGAACAACUUGUCGAAGCUAUGACAGGGUAG
Messenger RNA from Eremothecium sinecaudum, 5892 nucleotides. It is a transcript of the gene BNI1, whose product is annotated as formin BNI1. Gene Ontology annotation, biological process: barbed-end actin filament capping; actin filament bundle assembly; mitotic actomyosin contractile ring assembly. Gene Ontology annotation, molecular function: small GTPase binding; actin binding. The transcript has a single exon. Lineage: Eukaryota; Fungi; Ascomycota; Saccharomycetes; Saccharomycetales; Saccharomycetaceae. The coding region runs from base 1 to 5892 and encodes 1963 amino acids. Gene Ontology annotation, cellular component: cellular bud neck; cell division site; mating projection tip. The record is from RefSeq and is a predicted model, not a curated record.